This is a messenger RNA of Pocillopora meandrina, 8006 nucleotides long. Lineage: Eukaryota; Metazoa; Cnidaria; Anthozoa; Scleractinia; Pocilloporidae. The record is from the annotation of a GenBank genome assembly.
CGUGUAAUCAAGAAGGAAGUUGUUACCGUAACCUUGAGAUACACUUUCAGCGUUCUUCGACUCUUCUUUGUCGUCUUUCCCGACUGGUUCACCUUUCCAGGGUACUCAGGCGACUUUUGAUUGCAAAAUGUUUUCGCACACGUCGAAGAAACGAAUUUAAGCCCACUCCAUAAACGAAGAAGUUGAUCUAAAUGUAACAGUAAGCGGAGCUCGAGUAUGACGGGAACACGAACAGAAAUCUACUUCGCUAUAUCGUUUGCGUUUGUCGCCACGUUUAACGCCAGUCAAGGUAAUUUAGAGGGACAUCUUGAGCCAUUAUUCUCAUACGGCAAGAGGCUCGAGGUAGAAGUUUACGAUGGGUUUCCAACAGCGGAAGAAUUCUUUAGAAGAUUUGUCGAUGUUGAAAAACCUGUUCUUCUCCGCGGCGCAGCGCGACUAUUUCCAGCCUUUUCUUUAUGGAAUGACGAGUAUUUUCUUUCCUAUACCGAGAGUGAGGAACUUUUAGUUACAGUGGAAGUUGACAAAAAAGAGAAUCGUUCAGCUCCAGGGGAAGAUUUACCAUUUGCAGACUUUGUACGCGAUAUGCACUCUUCAGGGAAAUAUAUGAUAAGUUCAGUCCCUGAAUUUUUGAGGUAAGUUCAAGGGCGGAAUUCUUAUCCUCCAAGGGGUCUUAUAAUGCACAAGGAGUCCUUACCUCAGAUCUUACAUUCAAUUUUCAAUCGAGUUUUGUAGUUAACCUUAUAAAACUCCAAGAAGGGAUUGACAUGUAACGUCUCCCUAGCAAAAAUGUCCAUCAUUAUCCAGCAAACAGGUACUAAGAAUACUCCAACCCGUCAGGUGGAUGUUGUUAUCUUGAUCUAACGCUAAAUUCUCGUCACUUAUUUACAAAGAAAUAUUUAGCAGCUGAAGGGGAGAAUUGACAAUCAGAUCUAGGGAGUUAAAGGGCUGAUAUGAAUUGAAAUUCUUGUUUGAAGGGAAGAUUUAUCCCGAAUUAGCAACCGUUAAAUAAUUGCAUCAGGUCCGGGAAUAAGUACUCCCCCUGCCGCCCCUCCCCCCCAUGGAAAAACCUACCUCCUUCCCUUCCCCUGUUUUUAUGGAUGGAUGAUUCCAUUGCCAAAGUAGUAAAGGGUGUAAUUGCUGUUUGCAAUAUGUACAUUUCCAGUUUAAUUUGUAAUCUUUCUGUUUGUUAACUCACACAUUGAGUUUGAAGAGGUUGCUACAUGCACCAACUGUACUGACAUCAAAACUAAGGAUUAGCAGUGUUUUUUUUUAUUAAUCAAUGCACGAUUUAUGUUGUUGUUGGCUUGUUCUUAAUCUAAUAAAAUGAUAUUUGAAUGCAGUUUGGGAAUAAUGAAAAACCACUCUCCCCCCGUAAGAGCCCCGCCCUUAGACAUGUCCCCUUGACUUGACCUUGAUCUGAAAUAACUGUGUCAAGUACCAAUGCCAUGAAUUACCAUAUCACAAACCUUGCUUCAAAGGGAAGAUUUUGCUUUUUCUCAGAGCAGUUUUUGUAACUGUAGAGAAUCCCAAACAGGUACCUUUUUUUUUCUCUACUGAUUGCUUGCUCAUUAAUUUGUAUUUUAUGUUAGGAAGGAUAUACUUUUGCCAUUUCCAAUAGCUUGUCAUGAUAUUACACAAGGAAACCUUGUUCAAGAAGUAAGUUUAUGCUCUUGAACACUGAGCUCUUGUUGUCAUAUUUAUAAGGGUAUAGUUAUAUUCCAUGAACAGCCUUACAUGUUGGCUGUGUUAUUAUAAUAAUUUUAGGUUGUCUUAAUUUUAAUUUAUAAUAGUUUUACUUUAUACAAAAGAUAAUACCACUAGUUAUUGAAAGGACAUCAUUCCAGUAAUCAUGCUUAAUCCCUUUCUUGAUUUUUUAUGUGGUUGUGACAUGUAAUUUAGUAAUUUCCCAGUAAGUUAUUGUGGUUGCGUAGCUAUGUUGUUGUUUGAAGUGAAUUUCAAUUCAGUCAUGUAAACCCUUAACACCAUAGCAUCAGCAUGUGUAUUCUCCAUACUGUUCUCUAUACUUCCCUAGGACUCUGACUAGGAGAAUUUGUAUAACAGUCAAGAACUUCUUUAGUUGGUGAUCAUUUCCUUUAUUAGUGUAAUCUUAAUGUGUGAUUCAGUGGUGUAAAAAUAAGAUGCCAGUCACUCUUAGGGCCAAAUGGAUAAACUAUAGCUAGUUUUAGUUGUUUUUUCCUUUGUUCAACAACAAUACCAUAGUUCUUUUCCAAGGAAAAUAAAAACUAAAUUAUUUUGAAAUAAUUUGAAACUAAAAUCAUUUUAAGCAUGAAGAUAUAAACUCCUCUCUGAUGGUGACAAUUACUCUUUCUGCAGAUUUUGUGGUUCAGUAGUGGAGGAACCAAGUCUGUCCUUCACAAUGAUCAUGCAGAAAAUAUCAUGUGUGUGUUUAAGGGAACCAAAGAAUUCUUCUUGAUAGAUAGGGAAUAUCAGGAGCAGGUAAAAUUGUUUUAUGUUAAGUUCGCUUCAGGCCUUUCUCUCAUCUUUUGGUGUGUGUUGCUGCAAUACCCCACGAUCUAGGUGAAAUUUUAUUACAAAAUACGUUUGGGAGACAGGGUGGCAUAUUGCAUGUACAUGGUCAGUUUGCUGAACUUCAAGGUCACAGAGAAGUUGGGGUUCAAGACGUGGCUAGAUCAAUAUUUGCUGUGUUUUUUGGCAAAAUGCUUUACUCUCAAAGGGCCUUUCCCCACCCAGAAGUAAAAAUGGGCACCUGCAAAUUGUCCGGGAAGCCAGAUUGAAUGCUCCCUCCAGGAGGGAGUAGUGAUACCCUCAAUCAAUUCAUGCUAAGGAAUUUUUACUUGAAUCAGCUCUGGCUGGAUGGGCCACUUGUUUCAAAUACAGACUCUACAUUUACAUUUUGUACCUUUACUUCUCAUUUUAAAAUCAUACAUAAUGCUUUUUUAACACUUUUUUGGUGUCUUAUAUAUAGGUAAAUGUGACAGAACGUGGAUAUUCUGAAGUAGAUGUGGACAGGUUUGUAUAAUGGCUAUUUGAUAAUUACUAGUCAGAAUAAAUGAAGAGAUUGUAAAUAUAAGUAUUUAAUAUGUAGUUAUCAAUAAUUAGAAAAGAAAUGCAAAACACAUGAACCUGUAUUAUGUUAUUGAUAUAGAUUUGAGUGCAAAAGAGAAAAGGGGGUUGGAAGAAUCAGUUGUAUUGAUUUCCUGUCUGUUUGCAGCUUUCAAGUUAUUCUUAGCUUUCGAUAGUCUUUCCUUACUUGAGGAACUAGGCCAAGAAUUAAGUGACCCUACAAACCUUUCAUUGUAGUUUUGAGACCAAAUUUUGUGUAGGUUUAGCAUCUUUGGAUUAAUGUAACCCUUUAACUCCCAGAUCAAAUUUGUUAUUCUCUUUACUGUAAACCAUACAAUUCUUAUAAUGUUAAUUCAGAGAAUUUAGUAUUGGAUCAACUAAUUGACCCCAAAUUGAUAUUUUUCUUUAUUCUCUUCACUUAUCUAGUUGAUAUUGUAUUGAUAUUGUAAGGAGAAAUUCUUUCUUGGUCAUUCCUAGAAGUUAAAGGGUUAAUGUACACAGCCAAGAGGCCUGGGAGCUGGCCCUCAUUACUAUCGCUUUGGCACAAGUGUUUCUUGGCUCCCAGCAAAGUAUGAGGUCUUGAGAAAUGCCUUCUGGUGAGAGGUCUGUGAAGGGUCUGGUACUGAUGAUUAUAGUGCCAGACCCUCAGCAAACCUCUUCCGACUCGUCUCAAAUCUUCCCACAGACAGAAAAACGUGUGUCCUGCAGUGCUAACACUGAGGACCCUGAUCAUAGGCUAAUAACCAAGCUUCUAAGUAGUGGCUUAAUAUAUCUUUAUCCCAAUUUGCUGCAUUCUUUUUUUAAGGGUGGACCUGUUCAAGUAUCCAGGACUUCACAAAAUAGAACAUCACUUUGCCUUCAUUGAGCCUGGUGAUUGCCUUUAUGUUCCGUUUCUUUGGUAGGUUCUGUGUUUUUGAAGGUUUACAAAUGAUUUUUUUGUUACCUGGGCUUAGAAGCUGAGCAUGAUUGCAUGUUCUGAUCGGCUACCACCACAGGUGGAUGGGGUUGAGCCUGCUCUGGUUGUCCACUUUGAUCCUUUAUACUCUAAAAAAGUGCCUAUAGUGGGUUUAGUAUCUCUGUCAUCCUGCGCUUGUUGGGCACGAGAGUCUCUUCGCUGAAGGAAAGAACGAGACAAAGAUUCGCGCCACGCGAGCCAUGUUGAGGUCUGCAAACGGUCUAGCACUGACGUUAAUAGUGACUCUUAGGUUGGCGGGCGUAGAACUCGUCUUGUAUGCCUGCUCAUAGGUUGGUGUGAACUCAGUAUCCUUAUGGCCCAGCUCGAAGGCGAACUUGGGAGGUUUGAGGUUUGAAAUCUAAGGGACCAUGAAUUUUUUCUUUGCCGCACGCUCAUUCCUUUGAAUAUUACUCUUGUGUGUAGGGUUCAUUAUGUGCGGUCUUAUGACCUCAACAUGGCUGUGAACAUUUGGUGGAGGCAUGGAGUAAAAGUGAACUUUAGAAACUGUGACACAGAACUGGGAACAACCAUCGAAGAUUUGACUUUUAUUGGAUUUGGAGCACUUCACGAUGCCCAGGAAAAGUUGAUCAGGUUAAAACUGAUUGUAUUACUUCGUUGUCUUUUUUUGCUUACCUCGAUGCAUGAUUCCGACAAAAAAAUAAACGCACUUUCACUGUAACAUGCUGAAGGUUACUUGCUUCAGGAAAAAUUUAGAGGUAAACUGUGGCGAUAACUUAUUUAAUUUUCUAACCCUUUAACCCCUUACGGUUAUGAAACCGAGCCUAAAAUGAAUGCUGCCACUGUUCAAGUACUCAUGGAGGGUAGGAAAAAAACUCUGGUGACGCCAGGGAAGGUCGCGACCUGUCUCAACAUCGAGAACAGUGUAGGAACGAUUUUGGUUGCUCUCGUCCGAUGUCAAACUUCAUUGUCCGUUUUCGGACACUUCGUCCUAUUUUGAACGUCUUAGUCUGAUUUCGAACCUCAACGUUCAUUACUAGACAUUUUGGUCGGAUUUCGUACAGUCCUGUCUGAUUUCCGACUCUUUGAUCCGAUUUCUGACGCUAUUUUCUGUUUUGGACACUUUUCUUCCAAUUUCAGACACUAUUGUCUGAUUUCGAACGAUUUCGUCCAUUUCUGUCUUCUGAUAUCGAAUGCUAUCGUCCAUUUGUGGACACUUUCAUCCGACUUCGGACAUUUUUUUCCGAUUUCGGCUAGCAUCACAUUUCGCUGAAGCGUAUUUUCGUUAAUGUAAAGAUCAAGAUGUCUCCUUAUUGAAAACUGAAGUUGCGUUGGUUUGAUGACAAAUGGUAGAAAGCUUUGAAAGUUUUUCCCUUUUUGACCAAAUAAUGAAACCAUCGUUUUUUUCCGCCAUAGAAACCGUUUAUUCGAGGCAGUUAAGUUACGUGGUAACAACAUUUCACUUAAAGGACUUCAAGGGUUCUUUACACAAGUAAGUGAUAACGACUAACCUAUUAAAGUUUACGAUGAAAAAAGUCGUUCUUCCUUAACAGACAUCGGUUUCACCGUUGUUAGAGAAGGCUAUUACUUCAUUACUGAGUGUUCGUUUUCUUUAUUUGUAUUUUUUUUUUUUACUUCAGCCAGAUGUUUUAGGCCAUGAUGUGCACUGGUCGGAAGAAAUGUAUAACGUCUUGCAGAAAGUGAGUGAUGAGACCCUUUAUUCUUCGUUUGAGCCUCUGAUUUUAUUGUUGUUCUCUCUGAGUUUUCUCCUCACCUAGCGCUGAUUGUGUUUCUUCGAGAUGGAGGGUUCAAGCGGUCCUCUGAAUUAGACACGUCUGCAAAGAAGUUUGUCCUCGUUGUACUUGCCUGUCUGUGAAAAUUCUCCCAUAUCAAGGCGAAGAUUCGUUACGAGAAGAACCCCUACUGAAAACUUUCUCUAUUAUUUUUGCGUAAGCUCUUCAGUGUCUUGGACCGGACACAAGAUGAUAAGAUAACGUCCGACGACCUGAGUCACUUGCAUCAAGAGGUUUGCUCUUUUUUUACGUAUAUGGCUUAUGAACGUUAAGCGAGGGGGGAAGAAGUUUUUUACAACAUGAAGAGAUAAUUUUCUUCUCGUCUUUGACUUAUACGUUUAUAGCUGGUUAUUGGAACUUACGAAAACAUUUGGGAUGUUCAAAUGAAUCAGACGUAAUCGUCUUGCACGUUAGCCAUUCGUCUCAGAUGACGAAGGCUCUCGGUUCCAAUGGUAUGAAGCGAUCAGGGCUUAUCACUGAUUUACCUGGAUAAGAUGCUGUUGAGUCACACACAGGUUACCCAACUUUAGAUUCAGUUGCCCCGCCAUAUUACCCGCGCUUAUUCAGUGUUAUUUCCGUCCUGCGGAAGGCGUUGUGAAAGCAAAUAGUUUUAGGGUAAUGACAUGAUUUUCAGGAAAACGAAGGCGGGGGGGAGGGGUCAGUCGCUGCUAACAGAGUGAUAACAGAGUUAAAGGGGGAGUAUAGAAAAUUGACGACCAAUGAUGUGGAAUCGUCAGAAUACUACAUGGCUUUCGGCGGAGAGAAUCAGUCGAGGGAAAUCAGCUGAGUUGUACUGUGACACAACCAGAAUCCUCCGAUCACCCCUUCCCUUCUGGCGUUAAAUAAUGGCCGGUCCCAAAAUCUCCCUCGUUACUGACGUAAUUUUUGUUUACGUCUAGGAUUGGGAACACGUUCGCGUGUUGGUAACUGAUUUGACAGAUUUAUCAAUGGCGGAAAACGACAUGAGGGAUGAAGAGAUGAUUUCUGAAGCUGAACAAUUUGGAGAAGCGAUCGAGGAUGAAUCCGAUUUACAUACGGAACUAUGACAAAAGUAGUUAGUAAAAUUUUCAAUUCGAACCAGCUCUGAGAUUCAGGAAACUUUACUCCCAAACAUAGCAUUCAUAUGCUCCAUACUGUCCUCUUUACAUUCCUGUGGUACUGACAGGGAGAAUUUGUUGGACAAUCAGGAGCUUCUAAAAUCGGCGAUCAUUUUCUUUGUUUUUUUUUAUUUUAAGAUUGAUACUGCAAGGAGAGUUAAGAGCCAGGAUCUUCUCUUAAGAGUUAAAGGAUUAAGAGUAAAUUAGGACAUAAUCAAGAAAAACUAGGUGAAUUAAUAACUUAAAAUAGCUGAUGAAUGAUUGAAUGGUAAAUGAAUGAAAAACUAAUUGCACUGAUAUCUCUAUUUAAGACAUGAUCACUGAAAUGUUUAACCCCUUAAACUUUCAUAUCUGUAUCUGAAAGAAAGAUCUUGAAAAUGCCGGAAGUAGCGCCGUUACAGUCCUUAAUAAGGUUUUGGGCCGUUUCAUUGUUGGUAGAAUUGGUGUAGAGGUGGUAAUGGUGACAUUUGUUGCAACAACCGGCAAUUCUUGUUUUGCUGUAAGGUCGUUAAAAAUGUUCUUGACAAUGUCAAGGUUAGUGUAAGUGAGAUCUUUAUCAACUUUUCCAUAAAAAGAGGUGUGAAUAAAAUGCCGCAAAGCUUCUUUUUGGUAGAGAUCAAAAUCAGAGCAAACAAAUCACUGCUCCUUACCUUACAGCAAGCCCAACAAAUGUAUGAAAAACGUUUCAGUUUCAAAGCAUCUUUACUAUUUUUAACAAACUGAAAUAUUCUCACAAAUAAUUAACCUAUAUUUUCACCCCAUGAACAUGACUCUGUUUGUAAUACUUUAAACUUGCAGAACUAAUCGAAAAAAACUGUAAUAUUUUACAUAUUCAAAGCAAAUUUUGAGAUUUUCACCAUAAAAGUAAAGAAAAUUUCGCAUCUAAUUGCACAAGUAAAAUUUAAAUCUGGAGUAUCAACUUCUAUUUUAUUUUAAAUAGUGAAAAUUAACACAAUGUAAAAGCUUGAACACUAGACCUAUGCCUUCCUGACAGCCCAAGUUCGGCCUUUCAGGUACUGAUAUUGUUGAUAGCCCAUCUGCUUCUCUGGGCUAUGACAUGGCUCUCGCAUGGAGCGUUAAGCUAUUGUAAUAACCCCGAUCCAGUUUCACUUUCAGGUUGGUUAAGCUGUUCCUCUCCCAUAGCAGGCUUUUGGUCAC